AUGAUUUCCAUGCAGCGAUCCCUCUCCUCGCCUGUCCGCAUCCGGUCCUCGCCGCCUCUGUCGCCGUCGGAUGCGCAGCUUCCCCCAAGACCAGCGACCCCUACUCCCGAGAGUCGACGCCCGGCCACAUCGCGACAGCCCCGCCGACUGCGCUCGAGGAGCCCUAGUCCGACACGCCUGCUACCAGAACCCGUGGUCCCUGCUGGAGUUUCGCUCCCCAUCCGCCGGAGCGAAGAGAGAGAACGUCACGGCCAUGGAGCAGCCGACCACCACAGGGGCGCAAGUGCGCAGAAGAGGCCGAUUAUAGCCCAAAAGUCGACCCCGGCUGCUCUCGCCAGCAAGGACCGCCCGCCCUCACCACUUCAACCGGAGCGACCAAGCCUGGUACGCAAAAGCGAGUCCACGCCGAGGAACUUCCCCAGGCCAUUAUUGGGAGACUCAGCCAUGUACUCAAACCCGCAGGUGAACUUUGAGUCCGAGGGAACCACGUUGGAGGAGCUUGCGCAUCUGGUCCGCCUGUCCAAGUACCAAGAGCGCAAGCGCGCCAUCACCCGGAUACGACUACAGAGGAGCUUGGUUUCAACCGCGCUCUCCGCGCGGUUGACCCGUUGUGGUGAGAUAACACAGAGGAGCCUUGCAGAAAGCUUCCGAGCCGAGGACAAAAAGGCCUUCUCGAACCUGUUCAGCGCAAUCCACGAUGUCAGGAACAGCUGUGACGCUACCCGCCGCUAUGCCCUCUUGGAGCCUGAGAUGGAGUCCCUCCAGUCCCCUGGACUGAUCUCGUCGGAGAGCCUGGAUACGCCGACGAGCGGUGUUGGAAGCAGCCAUGGUGCCAGCUCCGUGGCGCCUUUUCUCAACGACAUCUCGGCUUCUGCGAGGGAGGCGUUCCUCAGCUUUUUGACACAACUACGCACGAACCCAGACUACUUGGCCACCAGACUCUCUUCUUUGAACAGCGCGGAGCUCCAGGCCCUCACUUCGUUCCACCAGCGGCAGGAGCCGAUUGAAUCGGUACUACCUUACUAUAAUCGCCCCAGUGGGCGAGGCCACCCCGGCAGCACCAGCAGGAAUUCCGGCCAGACGCAAAACGCAGUCGAGCGACUUCUGUCUUUCCAGCGACACGAUCCCCUUUCCGCCCUAAUUUACACCUGCUUUGCGAACUCCGCUGGACCAGACAGCGCCGAGGACAAGCGAAGGACUGAGAUCUGGGCUACAGCUUGUGCCCGUCUUAUCACUGAAGCUAAGUCAAACUCUGCUAAUGAAAACAUCCUCUAUUCUGUCCUUGAUGUCUGGUCCUCCACGCGAGAUUGGUCCGGACGGUCCAAUAUGGAGUGGUACCUCAUGAAAAUCCUGGAGGACGGCGCUUUCUUGCUCGACCGAGCUGAGGACCAGAAUGGCACCCGUUUCAAUAUAUCUGAAUGGACCCACAAGGACAACAUUGCUGCGGACGAAUUCUACGACCGGGCGAUCAACGACUUGUUCGAGAUAAUCGACGAUGAAGACGCCACGGGAAUUCCAGAGGGUGUGAUCGAGCUUGCGAACGAGAUUUUGAAGCGUCUUGACACCAAACUUGUUGACAGCGUUAGGAAAUGGUUUGUGUCCAAAUGGCUCUUCUCCCGCUGGCUCAUCGACGUGGUUGUUCACCCCGAAAGCUAUGGUAUGAUGUCUGAGUACCAUAUCACCGAGUAUGGCCGACAGAAAAUCCUCAAGCAGGUUGCCCAGCGUGCCCAGGCAUUGGUCAUGGAUAUGACUUGGACGAGUGCUAAGAAACCGGUCUCAACGCCGGUGCAGGUGAAGACUCACAUUGAGAAUAUCAUAGGGCGCUUCAAACCGUCUAGGAGCCAAAGGAUCGGACGCCUCCUACCGGCCCGGUCUAUCACCUCCCUGAGAGAGACGGCUGAGGUUCAUCCUUAUCUGGUUGUCAGCCCGGCUGACAUUCUAACGCUUGUGAAUGCCCUCUUUCCUGAACGGAGACCUCAGUCUGCGCAGUCCAGUAGCAUCCGCUCGGGCGCGCCCUCCCUCUCAGGCUUCUCGGCAAUUUCUCAGCCAAUCUCUAUCGGAACCUCACGCAGUAAUUUUGAUACUGCCUCGGUAGCCAGUUUUAGUGCCUCAUCCGUCCUCAGUGACGCGACAACAUCGAAGGAACCGUUGCUGGAUGAUCAGAUGGCCGGUACUCCCCAGCGUUACUCCCCGCCCGUCUCCGACAGCCCAAAUCAGAAGAGACUGAGUAACUACGAGGAUGAUGGGUAUCGCCUCCGGCUGGCCAUGCAUGAAAUGGUUCAGAUCCUUGGCCAUGAUAUCGUCGGUGGUUCAUGCCAUCCAUGUGCCGAACGGUGGGCCGUGCUCUUCAUUUCGGCUGACGGGAAAGGCCUUUCUCUGCAAAUGACCUAUGACCCAGACGACGAUCUCGAGGAAGAGAACUCUUCGACUACGAGUGAUACCGAGGAUGACGAUCUAGAUGAACGGCCGGAACUGGACAAGGACUACCACCAACUAAGAGAUUCCAUCUUAAAGCUGGUCGAGGACUUCGAGAUACCGCGAGGCCUUGGGGAUGAUGGCGCGAAAACGACUCUCAGUAACCGUGCUACAGGCUUGAAGAAAUACAAGUCGAAAAACAAGGUCAUCACGACGGAAUCUUCGAUAGGUAGUCGAAACCCCUAUCGGAAAUUUGAGCCUGAGAAAAAGGACCAGAGCCAGUCUCCGGAAUCUCCUGCAAGUCAAUUGCAUAGAGUAGAAGUUAUUGCACAGGAGCCCGACCCACAACCAGUACUGAUCACUAUGCUCUCAGCUGCCUCGUCGCAGUCCAGGGUCCACUCGGAUUUUGUUUCCGCGCACCUCUACUGGAGGACCUUGCAGCAGUUGAACUCUCUCGCAUCGCAAUCUUUGCGGAAGAAUGGAUUUGCGACGCUUCUCAAUAUCUUUUCACGAGGUCCCAGGGACUCGAUCCGUCGGUCUGCGGCUGCAAUUGAGGAGUACGACGCCUGGCUUGUUUGGCUCAAGCAAAGCCAAGAGCGUCACGAGGGUCUCAUAGAGUCGAUGAUGAAGCGCCUCAGGAUCCUUCGUGACAAGAUGUGGUACGUUACUGAUGUGCAUAACUCUGCUCCCUACGAGCAUACGCGGAGCAUCUGUAGCGCCCUGAAGAUUAUGGGCGUUCCUAGGAGAUGGGGCACGUUCCAACGCACGCGGGCUCAAUUGUCUCGAGGCCCAGCUGCGAACUAUCUGUACAAGAACGAAUCACAGAUGCUCGACCUACUUGCUGCAACGGAAGAGCAAGGUGGCCCGAACAAGCUCAGUGAUGAUCAGGCAGAGAAGACUAGCAAAUGGUUGCAGCAAAUGCACAUCGAAAACAUUUGCCAGGGCGAAGAGCGGAUACACCGUUUCUGCUGCGAGCUUGACAGCUGUGUGAGCAAACUCGUCGGCGAGAACAUUGUCGAUGGCCCUGUGCUCUGGUCGAGCGAGUUGUAUCUGCGGGACCGAAAAGCCCUUGAGGGGACUAGGGCUGGGAAAGAUCGAGACAGUUUUUGGGGAGGCGAUGACGCCGCCAGCGUCAUGAGUGACCCAGAACGUCGAUAUACGUCUUCAUCAGGCCGACCCAACUCCAUCGCCCGAGACCUCAGAUCGAUGACUACCCACAACGUCAGUCAAAUAUCUUUUGAUUCGAGGUACAGCUUCUCGAGGGCUAGCACUGCCAUGUCCGAUAUCCUCGAUUCCCAGGACUACUUUGGUGCGGCAUCCCCUCUACACGCAAUCGAUUCGAGCUCUACAUUCUGGUCUCCGUUCCAAUCCACGAUGCCUUCUACAAGCUCAGUCAUCUCACGAGCUCACUCACCAACUACGAGCAUAUCGAAUCUCUCUAGCUCCUUCUCCCACCCAUAUGGCCGACCUCUUCCUUCCCAUCAGUCUGGGGGCCGGCCGACCACAUCUGCUUCUUCUAAUGAAACUGUACAUAUGCAACGUCAAUCAGAGGAGAAGCAGCGCUUCCUCGACGAGCUCCGUCAAACCUUGACCAGCCUACUCCUGUCUGACCUUGGAAACUACGUAUUUUCGGUAGGCUCGGAGACCGAUGCGUGGUUCGAAAACUUUGGCCAAGGAUGCAUCGAACGCCACGAUGCGCAGGAGCGUCGCAAUCGUCGACCAAGCGUCAAGAAGGACCGAACAAGCAAGAACACUCUCAAGCAGCGCGUCAUUGAAAAGAAGAAGAGCUUCGGUAACCUUCGCGUUGCUGGUGAGAACGCUGCCGGCGAAUCAACCUCGGAGCAAUCAGAAACCCCGACUGUUCUGAGCAAUGAUAGCUCUACUUCUGGCAAGACCAUCUCCGGACACAGCCGGCGCUCAAGCAAAGAAAAAAUGCCGGACUUUCCUUACAAGAAAGCGUACCAGCGCUUACUGAAGAUGUUCUGCGUCCACCCUAAUCCCCAUACCAAGUUGAACGCUCUUGUCGAGCUGAAACAUCUAAUCGAAGCCUCAUUGACCACGACUAGCCGCCGGUCCAAGUGGACGCUACGCAAUCAUUUCGAGGCUCACGAGGACGACCUUGCCGGUGUUGGAAACGCGAGAAUACUUGAGCAAACCAUGGACAAUGUCCGAGAGCGUCGGUCGCAAGCGUUGCAUUCGCCCACUCUGUCACCCGCCCAAACACGGUCAGCCACCAACGCAGAAACGCGAUCGAUUAUGUCUGUCAGCCCUGUCAACACGGAUGCUGUAGCUGCCGCCCUUCAGGCUCUCUUCAAGGACGCCGGCCUUCGGCCCAAGACACUGUUCCGUGAUCUACAAUUUAUUGCAGCCUUCAUCCCAGAGUCCACGCUUGACAGGUCUGAGAAAGGCAAGGCGUUCUGGGAUACCAGUCUUGCCGCGUUGGCACUUAAACAGGGCGUCUGUCGAACCAUGGUUGAGGUUGCGGACGAAGUCAUCAAGAUGGACCAGCAGACGAGGAAGCCCGUCAAUGGCAUCGGUGAGAGAAGCGAAGCAAUACGAUCGCCGUCUCAAUACUCACUUGCCGAUGCUGCAAGAAUGCUGACCAUCACCGCCAAGGAGGGCGAUCAUACCGCUCAGAGAGAGCUGGCUCUUUUUAAUCUGAGCUAUCCGGAGCAUGUAGAACGGACUAUCAUGCCGCUCUCUAAACCGCGGGAAGUCUUCAAGCAGGCUCUCAUGGAGAAGUUUGGCGCACGUCCCGGCAGUAAUGCUCGGCACCCAGGAGAUCGGAUGAGAGGCCUCGGGUCUGCGGCUUCGACUGCCACCGCAUCGGACGGCAGCAAGGACGUCGACGUGAAGAACGACCCAGCCCUGCACUGCGUCGCCUUCCACUGGAUGGGUGCUGCUGCGCAGGGCAACGACGAGGUUGCCAAGCUGUUCCUGGAUCAAAACGAGAUCUUGGGGCUGGACUAA
This is a messenger RNA of Neoarthrinium moseri, 5385 nucleotides long. RefSeq lists its product as uncharacterized. The transcript is spliced from 2 exons. Lineage: Eukaryota; Fungi; Ascomycota; Sordariomycetes; Amphisphaeriales; Apiosporaceae. The record is from RefSeq and is a predicted model, not a curated record. Bases 1 to 5385 code for a protein of 1794 amino acids.